Molecule: messenger RNA, 840 nt
Organism: Helianthus annuus (common sunflower)
Lineage: Eukaryota; Viridiplantae; Streptophyta; Magnoliopsida; Asterales; Asteraceae
Product: pectinesterase inhibitor 9
Exons: 1
Coding region: 36-656 (206 amino acids)
Biological process (GO): negative regulation of catalytic activity
Molecular function (GO): enzyme inhibitor activity
Source: RefSeq, a predicted model, not a curated record
CUUCAUAUCCCAACACAUACAAAAAAGCCAAAAACAUGGCACAAAAUGUUCUUUCUUUCUUGGUUCUUUUUUUCGCAAUCUUUGCGUUUUCAACUGUUGUCGAGUCUAUUUCUCGCGAAAGGGUGUAUCUUGAGUCGCAAUGUCGAUCAGCAUUGUAUCGCGAUCUAUGUGUUAGAACUCUAUUGCCAUAUAUGAACAAAAAAGUCGUACCAAGCCCACAACGGCUAACUCAAAUUUCACUAGCCUCAUGUCUAUCCAAAGCUCGGGUAACAAAGACCUAUGUGAACAUGAUAGCAAAAAGAUUGAAUGAAACAGGUAAAGUUCAAGAGUUCCAAGCCUUGGAAGAAUGUAUUCAUCAAAUCGACAAUGGUGUGGAUCAAAUUACGCGAUCUUUUAAGGAGUUACAACAAAUGGGAACCGAUGGGGAUGAGAACUUUGUGUGGCACGAAAGCAACGUGCAGAGUUGGGUGAGUGCUGCCUUGACAGAUAUCACCACAUGCAUUGAUGGGAUCGCGGGGGAUGGAAUUGGUCGUAAGGAAAAGGCCAUGAUCAAUGCACGAUUCGUGAAUAUGAAGCAACUCGCUAGCAAUUCUCUUAUGAUGUUCACUCGUUUCACAACACGUUAUCGCGCCUCUCGUGGCAUCAAGAAUCCCUAAAUCCACAUACAAGUUGUGUUAUUUCAAAGUAUGAAUGUCGUAUAUAAUUGUGAUGAUACUUAUAAGUAGGUAUGCCAUAUAUAAUAGGUGUAACCUACUCAUAGGUGUAUUGUUUUUCUUGUGUGGUUUUGAUGAUUGUAUCUAUCAUCCAUAUAUUAAAUAAACACAAUUGCUUACAAUUGUA